GUAAUAAUUAGCCAAAAAUGGACCUAAAGUUGGAAAAUGCAUCACAAAGUUGAAACACAAAUCGUCUAACCUUUGGGAGUCCCCAAAUAUCUCAAGAUUUGACUCUUAAACAAAGAAUCAGCAAACAAAUUAAUAAGAAUAAAAAGUGCUUCAAAACCUUGAAAGCGAAUUUUGACAAAGUUUCAAGCGAAAUCAGCAAACUCAAGUGAAUCCGUCAACGGCAAAAGGGAGGGGCUUCUUCAUUGCAAGAGAAACUAGAAGCUUUUCACAAUAAUUUUGAAAAUCUGAUCCAAAAGGACCUCUGCCAGUACACUUCUGGGAACCAUGAUUUGAUAAAACAAGUGCAAGCUCUUGCCGAUGAGUUUUGACGUGAUCUAUUAGAAAUGUUUAUGAUACAAGAGAAUGAAUAUAUCAACCAGUUAGAAUUAUUCAAGCUUGAGCAGGACAUUAAAAUCGAUGAAAAGCUUGCUGCUUAUAGCUCCAUGAGUGUGAAGAUUGAAGAAUCAAUGCAAAUGGUAAAUUCACAAUCUUCUAUCAAAAACAUGAUAAAUAAAAUGAGCUCUCUGCAGGGUAGAAUUAGAGGAGGUGUUGAUAAAUUGAAAUCUUUGCAUUCUCAAAGAGAAAACAUUGAAGUCCAAGUCAUUGAUGAGCUGCAAGAGAAUAACAUCCCUAUAAGUGAUCUGUCAGAUAAAGGCGACAAUGGGGGUUAUGAUACUAAAGAACUUGCAUUUAACACCACUCAAGCUGUUGAUGUAAAAACAGCUAUAAAAGAAUUUAAAACUCACAGAAGUCUUGAAGAAAGCGAGUUGGAGAAUAUUACAAGCUCUCUUAGCUGAUACGAUAAGGUCCAUGAAGAUAUUGAAUUUGAGAUACACCAGCUACAGAAAAAGACACUGGUUUUACAGCAAGAAAUUAAUAAUAGAGAUGAGAUAAUUUCCAAACUUGAAAGCGCUAAUCGAAUCUUGACCUAUUCUAAUGCAAACAAGCUGAAUUCAAGUGUGAUUUCUGCAAUUCCCCUGACUACCAGACCAACAGAUCAGAAUACGAUUAGAAAAAUAGCUAAUCAUAUUCGGAAAAAGAACUUAAGUCUAGAGAUGUCAGAAACUAAGAAUAUUAGCUUUAGAACUCCUGAAACAAAAGGGAGAAAUGUUAAGGAAUCCAAUGGAGCUCAUACAGCUGAAAUUUUAAAACAUCCACAGCUAGAGAUACAAUCAGAUGAUUCUUCCGUGCAACCUAACGAGAAAGUGAUAGACCUCUCUGAUAUACUUCAAACUCCUGAUGAUGACAAUUCAGGGUUUCAGAAUUUAUUGGAAGAUGAGAUAUUAUCAAGUGAUUUAGCUUCCUUCUCUCAAAAUGAGGUAAAUAAUAUUCAAGUUUUGGAUGAUGAGAAACAGGAAGAUAAUGAAGAAAGUGAUGAAGAAAGUAACGAAGAAGGUAAUAAACAAGGAAAUGAAGAAGGUAAUGAAGAAUACAUUGAAGAUAAUCAUGAAGAGAACCAUGAAGAAAGCUUCGAAGAAAGUUGUGAAGGAACUCAUAAUUCAAGAGAAAGAUCACCUUCAAUGCCAGACCCUGCCAUUGAGCUCAAGUGAUAUGAAGAGCUGAUUAAUCUCGAAUCCAAAUAUCUUAACAUGAGCCUUGGAGAUAUUCCAGAGGAGUAUGAGGAAAAUGCUACUCUUUCUGAAAAGAACUCCUCAAGCUUAGAUAAAUAUGAAAAUACUGCUUCUAACUUAAGCUCUAAAUGAGUAUCCGACUCAAACAACACAUGACAAAACAUCCCAAUAAUCGAAAACCUGUGAAAUAAAGGAAGCAUCGAUACCCACCACUCUCCCUACAUGACAUCAGACAAAAUCCACUCCAACUUUUUGAACGAAACCACUAAAUUCCAACAAGAUUCUCUAUCCCAAAUGAAAAGAUUUCCUGAUAAAAUUCAGCGGGAAGAGAAUCCCAAAGACAAAUCCCCUGCAACCCCGGUCUCUCACUUAUCAAACCCUUCCAUGCCCACCAAAGAAAUGCACCCUAAUCCGAGCUUUAGCCAUCCCCUUGUCCCCUCCGAUCUGUGCUGUAGCUCUCACUGUACCUCCCUUGCACUCCCCACAGAAGCUGACUGCCACCCGGAUGUAGACUGGAAUAGAGAAUUAGGAGAUUAAA
Molecule: messenger RNA, 2148 nt
Organism: Moneuplotes crassus
Lineage: Eukaryota; Ciliophora; Spirotrichea; Euplotida; Euplotidae
Source: the annotation of a GenBank genome assembly